Didymosphaeria variabile is the source of this 1413-nucleotide messenger RNA. RefSeq lists its product as uncharacterized. The transcript is spliced from 2 exons. Gene Ontology annotation, molecular function: glycosyltransferase activity. Gene Ontology annotation, cellular component: membrane. NCBI's taxonomy places the organism in Eukaryota, Fungi, Ascomycota, Dothideomycetes, Pleosporales, Didymosphaeriaceae. The record is from RefSeq and is a predicted model, not a curated record. Bases 1 to 1413 code for a protein of 470 amino acids.
AUGGCCAUCCUCACAGCGCUUCCCCUGCGCCUCUCGCGACGGCCAGCUCGAGUGCUAAUCGGCGGUCUCCUUUUCGUCUUCUUCAUCCUGACCCUUACCCGCCGGCGGACCGCGCCAGGCCCUGCCCCGCCGUCGGUGCACUACAAGGCCAACACCAAGAGCUUCUUCCCGCCGCUGAAGCACAAGGCGGGCGUGGACCCUGACUUCUGCGAGAACUUCCCCACGAAACAGCUCGAUGACAUCCAGGUUGUCCUUAAGACGGGCGCCGCCGACGGCCCCAAGCUGAAGGCGCACCUGGCCACCAUAACCUCGUGCAUACCGAAUCUGCUCAUAGUAUCGGACCACGAGCAGAAGCUCGGCGAUUACAACGUUAUCGACGUCCUGGCUGAGCUUCCCCUCUCUUAUGCCGAAGGCAACCACGACUUCAAGACAUAUACCAACAACAAGAAGGCGCAGGCCGAGGGGGACACGGUCAACUACUCGCAGGCAGGAUGGAGGCUAGACCGCUUCAAAUUCCUGCCCAUGGUCGAUAAGGCUUACGCGGUCAACCCCAAGGCCAAGUGGUAUGUCUUCCUCGAAUCGGACGUGUACUUCUUCUGGGACACGCUCUUCCGUCUCCUCGAUCAAUUCGACCCCACCGAACCGCACUAUCUCGGCGCACCGAGCCCCGGUUCCGAUGACCGCUGGUUUGCCUAUGGCGGCGCGGGCUUUGUGAUGUCGCAGGGCCUGAUGAAGAAUCUGUACGUGCCAAAGACUGAGACAGGAACAACUGCGACACCGGAGACGAAGCUAGCUGUCAAAUACGAAAAGAUGGUGAAGGAAGACUGCUGCGGCGACGCGGUACUUGCCUAUGCCAUCCAGAACACCACCGGCGUGAAGAUGGAGUCGCUGUACCCGACAUUUGCUGGCGAGGAGCUGAGCAAAGUCACAAUUGACAAGGAUAGGUGGUGUGUGCCGCUGCUUUCGCUACACAGAGUCUCGCCCGAACAGAUGGAGUCGCUGUGGAAGUGGGAGCGCACACGGACUUACAAUCAGAAACCAUUCGUCUACUCCUCCCUCCUCGCAUACACGCAUUCCUUCCUCCGCGAAGGAGCCAGCCGCGACUGGUGGGACAACCUCUCCGUCGCCCCCGUCCCGAACGACCGUCCCGCCCACAAGAACCCCGGCUCCUGCGGCUCCGAGUGUGAGAAAGACCGCAACUGUCUCCAAUGGUCGCAUUCCCAAACCGUGUGCCGCUGGGCGAACUACAUCAAGCUCGGAAACGCCGUGGACAGCGAGAACGGCGGACAAGGCAUGAUGUCCAGCGGUUGGGCUCUCAACAAGAUGGCAGAACUUGGAUUCAAAGUCGACGAGGAAAGCGACAUUAACGACACGUGCGAGGAAGCGACCUGGGUCAAGGCAACGGUACGAUGA